AGAAAUCAUCUCAGUUCAGACUUUCUCUCUCUAAUUCUUGAAAAAGACUGUAUCUUUAGAGUGUAUUUACAAUUCAAGAACAUAGUUUUUGCUUCACCAACAAUGGCGGCCAACAAUUUUGCAACUUUGGUCCACAAUAACACAAACAACAUCACUUUGAUCCUUGUUUAUGCUUUUCUCGAAUGGGUUUUGAUCUUUCUUCUUCUUCUCAAUUCCAUUUUCUCAUACCUAAUCGUUGAAUUCGCUAACUACUUUGGUCUUAAACCGCCAUGUCCAUGGUGUUCACGUAUCGAUCAUUUCUUAAACCCUAAAAAGGGAAAAGAUUUUCAGAAAGAUCUUCUAUGUGAAAACCAUGCCGCUGAGAUUUAUCAUCAUCUGGGUUGUUUUAAGAAUGGAAGUUCAUUAUCUGGUGAAGAAGAAUGUUUGAAGGGAGAUGAUGGAUCCAAUGGAAAUGUUCUUCCUCAACAACAUCUUGAGUUCUUUCUUGGUCAUGAUGGGUUUCGUCUAAUUCCUAUUGAGUUAAUCGAUUCGAGGUCUGAUGAACAUAAGGUAAAAUGCGAAAACAGAGAGAAAGAUCUUGAUUUUGAAUUGAAUGAGACAAUGGAGAUGGAAGAGAAUCAGAAUUCAAUAAUAGAACAGAAGAAUCCAAAAGCUUAUUCAGAAGUAGAAUAUGAAGAUGAAGAUGAAGGUGAUGAAUUUCUUCAAUUGCCAUUGAAUGAAACUGAAGCAGAUGUAUCAAUAGGAACAGAGAUUCCUGAUCUAGACCUUACAGAUGAGAUUUCUGUAACUGUUCUAAACGAGGAACAGUUCGAAUCAGAGACGAUAGAACUGAAACCCAUUUCAAUUGAGUUAACAGAACAUCAUCUUCUCUCAAUCGAUGAAGAAAAUAACAAUCUUGUUGAGGAAGAGAAGGUUCCAGAAACUCCAACUUCUCUCGACAGUUUCCAUCAAUUACACAAGAAGACCGAUGAAUCUUUAGAUGGGAGUGUGGUAAGCGAGCCCGAGGGUAUAGAUGGGAUUUCAUCGGUGGAGAAACUACAAGCUGCGUUGAGGGCAGAGAGAAAGACUUUACACGCCCUUUACAUGGAGCUAGAAGAGGAGAGGAGCGCUUCGGCUGUGGCUGCUAACGAGACAAUGGCGAUGAUAAACAGGCUUCAAGAAGAGAAAGCCGCAAUGCAAAUGGAGUCUUUGCAAUACCAGAGAAUGAUGGAUGAGCAAUCCGAGUAUGAUCAAGAAGCUCUCCAAUUGUUGAACGAUCUUAUGACGAAGAGGGAACGGGAGAAGCUAGAGCUCGAGAGAGCUUUGGAGAUUUAUCGAAAAAGGGUUAUCGAAUACGAAUCGAAGGAAAAGACUAAAAGGGGGAAUAGGAGUAUGAGAAGUGAGUCUUCUUGCGGUUCCUCGAUUCACGCGGGGGAAAGCGACGGUCUCUCGAUUGAUUUGGAUCGCGAAACGGAGAAUCAUAACACCCCAGUGGAUGAAGUGUUGAAGUUGGAGGAGACGUUGGGGAAUUACGAGGAUGAGAGGGUUCAAAUCUUGCAACGGCUCCAGGUUCUUCAACAGAAGCUUUUGAUUAUAGAAGAUAAUGAACAUGGCUAUCGUUUUAAUAGGGAGGGAGAUCUUGAAGUCCAAAAAAUGGAUGGAACUAAUGGGAAACUAAUGGGUGCUGAAGGGAAGAGACUUCUUCCUCUAUUCGAUGCGCUUCAUGAUGUAAAUGGCUCCGAUGAUGAAUUAGGUCCACAUGGAUGCAGUUUUAAUGGGGAAUAUGGGUAUUUCGAGGGAUGCAGUUUUGAUCCGAUUGAACUCGAGGAAAGGAAGGUUGCUGUUGAAGAGGAAGCGGAUCAUCUUUUCGAAAGGCUUCAAGCCGUCGAAGCUGAUAGAGAGUUCAUAAAGCAUUGCAUUAGGUCAUUGAAGAAAGGAGACAAGGGCAUGGAUCUUCUCCAAGGAAUCCUUCAACACCUUCAAAAUCUUAGAGAAGUGGAGUUUCAAGCUAAGAACAUCGACAUCAACUAUGACGAUGAUCCUCUCUUAUGAAAUUUGUGUACAAACGUAGAUUGAGUUGUCGAAUUGAUGUCGAAAAAGAAAGUGGGAAGAGGGUAGAAUUCUUGGUUUUGAAAGGUAAAGGAGAGAAAAAGAAAAGGGAGCCCUCUUUGAUAGGGGAAGGAGGCUCUAGAGGACAAAGGACUUGACACCAAAUAUCCCUUUUACAUUUUUUUCUUCAUUUCUUUCAAUUAUAAAGCCUUUCUUUUGUAGGGUUGGGUGCCCAUAAUACUUAUUUCUUCCCCUUUUAAGGGUAAAAAGGAGGAAGAUGUAGUGUUUUGUGUGUAGUAGGAUAGUGGAGGUGUAUAUCCACCAUGUGUUAUUUGUAUUUUCUUAGAAGAAAAAAAAUUGUCAUAGUUGGCACUAGUUUUAUUAUUUUAAUUUAUUUUCAGAAGUUUUAGGGAUAUUAUUAUUACUAUAUCUAUUAUUAUUUAAAGGGUAAAGAAUUUGUUGUGUUAAUUAAUUAGUUGUAUAUUGUUAUUAUUACAUGUAUCCAUUAUUGUUUUUAAGUAAAUGAAAAGUGGGUGUUUGGU
Messenger RNA from Impatiens glandulifera, 2570 nucleotides. Its product is annotated as myosin-binding protein 3-like. The transcript has 4 exons. Gene Ontology annotation, molecular function: myosin binding. The coding region runs from base 103 to 2031 and encodes 642 amino acids. The record is from RefSeq and is a predicted model, not a curated record. Lineage: Eukaryota; Viridiplantae; Streptophyta; Magnoliopsida; Ericales; Balsaminaceae.